Molecule: messenger RNA, 438 nt
Organism: Eremomyces bilateralis CBS 781.70
Lineage: Eukaryota; Fungi; Ascomycota; Dothideomycetes; Eremomycetales; Eremomycetaceae
Product: histone-fold-containing protein
Exons: 4
Coding region: 1-438 (145 amino acids)
Biological process (GO): RNA polymerase II preinitiation complex assembly; negative regulation of transcription by RNA polymerase II; positive regulation of transcription by RNA polymerase II
Cellular component (GO): negative cofactor 2 complex
Molecular function (GO): TBP-class protein binding; general transcription initiation factor activity; protein heterodimerization activity
Source: RefSeq, a predicted model, not a curated record
AUGUCGGACCGCGAGUUUGGAGGGAGCGACGACCUCUCCCUCCCCAAGGCCACCGUCCAAAAGAUCAUCAGCGAGAUCCUCGCACACGACAGCGGCGCGACGUUCGCCCGCGAGACGCGCGACCUUCUCAUCGAAUGCUGCGUGGAGUUCAUCACGCUGGUCUCCUCGGAGGCGAACGAGAUCGCGGAGAAGGACGCGAAGAAGACGAUCGCGUGCGAGCACGUGCAGACGGCGCUGGAGCAGCUCGGGUACGGGGAGUACGUGCCGGAGAUCUUGAAGGUGGCGCAGGACCAUAAGAAUCAGCAAGUGCAUCGGGAGAAGAAACAUAGCAAGUUGGAGCAGAGUGGGUUGUCGACGGAUGAGCUCAUUCGGCAGCAGCAGGAGCUGUUUCGGUCCGCGACGGAUAAGUUCAACUCGGCGCCGCAGGAUGGGGAAUGA